This is a messenger RNA of Xyrauchen texanus (razorback sucker), 6117 nucleotides long. Its product is annotated as carboxyl-terminal PDZ ligand of neuronal nitric oxide synthase protein-like. Bases 471 to 2366 code for a protein of 631 amino acids. NCBI's taxonomy places the organism in Eukaryota, Metazoa, Chordata, Actinopteri, Cypriniformes, Catostomidae. Gene Ontology annotation, molecular function: nitric-oxide synthase binding. The transcript is spliced from 11 exons. The record is from RefSeq and is a predicted model, not a curated record.
AACGGAAUGAACGAUUAGACACCACCUACGUUUUAGUGUAGUGGGGGGAAUUUGCAGACGUUCCCUUAUUUGCGCUAGGCAAUGAAAACGCAUUGGAGCGUUUUUAAGCAUAAUUAUCCAGUCACACCAAGCGUUGACUGUUCCGAGUGCAAUGAUUUAUGAAAGUAUAGUGUUGUUAUAUACCUUUUAACCCAACUUUCUAGUGAUAUCUUUGUAAGAUUGUCGCCUGCAGAGAACGUGGGUAAGAGAAACUGAAUAUCGAACCUAAAACGAACUUUACCCCGCUGUGAAAACGCUGAGUUUUUCCCGGGCUAGAUGCGAUCUAUAAUGGGCUCCCACGCAUUGUAUAUCUCUUGUACCCGCGACUUGUUUUCGGCUGAUUAAACUGAAGCUAUAUUUUUAGUUGCCAGCAAUUUUUAACCUUGGGGACUAUCAGAAGAAUUUCUCGCUGAGCAUCCGGACGGGUUCCAAUGAAAAUGCACGGGAGAAACAGGUACAACCUGGUGGACGAUGUGGCGGAUUCCCGAGUCCCGCUUCACAACGAGGAAGCGUAUCAACACGGAAUACAAUUUCAAGCAAAGUAUGUUGGCAGCCUGGACGUCCCAAGACCUAACAGUCGCAUGGAGAUUGUUGCUGCUAUGAGAAGAAUCAGGUACGAGUUCAAGGCAAAGAGUGUCAAGAAGAAGAAAGUGACCAUCGUGGUCUCAGUGGAUGGAGUCAGAGUGAUGCUGCGCAAGAAGCCCAAGAGGAAAGAGUGGACAUGGGAUGAGAGUAAGAUGGUGGUUAUGCACGACCCCAUAUACAGGAUCUUCUAUGUGUCUCAUGAUUCUCAGGAUCUGAAGAUUUUCAGCUACAUUGCUCGUGACGGAUCGAGCAACUCAUUCAGAUGCAAUGUGUUCAAGUCCAAAAAGAAGAGUCAGGCCAUGCGGAUAGUGCGAACUGUUGGUCAGGCGUUUGAGGUGUGCCAUAAGCUGAGUCUGCAGCAUGCUGAGCAGAAUGCAGAUGAGCAGCCAGACGGCCCUGCAGAUGGACAGAGUGAUCAAUCUGGAGAAGAGCCCAGCACUGAAGGUCGGCAGCUGACAGGAAUGGAACAUGAAACGGAUGAUGUAACAGGAACGGAGUCACAUGCGAAGCUCAGUGAGCAGGCUAUGGAUGACAUCCUUCAAAGCCUGUCAGAGCUCAACAUAGUGAAACCUGGACAAACCCUACAGUCUUCGCUAGACUUGGAGGGUGUUUCUCUCUACACAUUGUCUCCCAGCAGUCCUUGCUCUCCUACUCUCACACCUUUGGCCACCCAACAUCACCUGCAGUUACUCCAGCAACAGUUGCUACAGCAGCAACAACAAACACAGAUUGCUGUAGCACAGGUGCAGCUCCUGAAGGAUCAGCUGGCAGCAGAGACGGCGGCCCGCAUGGAGGCGCAGGCCAGAACUCACCAGCUGCUGCUACAGAACCGAGAUUUACUGCAGCACACAGCCCUGCUGGUCAAACACCUCAGCCAACUGGAGAUCAGAGUCAGUGAAGCAACGCAGAAAGAAGGAUCAACAUGGAGUAGCAUCCCCACUCGCUCUCUCUCUCUAAACCUGAAGAACCUUUACACUCCUCACUCAGACCAGCCCAUCACCUCCACUCCAGCAGGGCAUUCAGAAAACCCUCCUGUCUCCUCCCACACUGAGUCCUACCUCAAUCUCCUUAACCUGCGUGGUGUACUACCCACCAUUACAGCCAAUGGGAAGACAGAGGAUGCAAGAAGUGAAGAGGGAUUGAAUGCAGCAAGAAGGGAAGUUGCUAAGCUAGGUACUCGGAAUUCGAUUGCACUUGAUGAGAGGUUUAAACAAAUCAUCCCUAAGUUGGACCCUCCUCCCCAGCCCCUUAACCGCAAGCGCUCAAGCAGGACUCUCUCUCCGGGUGUGGAGGUGGAGAUAAAACCUGCAGCCACGCCCAUAAAUGAGGCUGAACUCCCAAACAUGAACAGUAGCUCCUCCUUUUGUAAUAUCACCCUUUGCUCUGUUUCACCUGAGGAUUUCUACUCUUUCACAAAUAGCUACAGUGUGUCUUGUUCAGCCAGUGAGGAUUCUGGUGUACGCUCGGAUGACAAAUCCCUAGUUUCGCCCCAAUCCAUAGAUGACCCAUCUAAUGACCAGAGCUCUGCUUUCAUCUCUACAUCCAGCACCUGCAGCAGCUUGCCUGAGGAUCAUCCACCAGUGGAUGGUGGGACUCCACCACUUUCUACAACACCCGCUGGUUAUGAGCAAACAAUCCCAUUGUCUUCGCCUGUGAAUGAAACCUGCCUUCAUAUUAGCUUGAGUGAAGAUGAACAUCUGGAGGACAGCACCUAUAAUGUCGCUACUCCAUGUAGGAGUUAGAGUUGGACCAAUCAACCAAUGGUUUCACUGGAACAUCGUAAGAUUUCACAAUAGUGAUGGAACUCCAAGCCACAGAUUUGUUGUAGAAACAAAUAAAGGAGAAAAGGGAAUAAUUGACUACUGAAGCUUCUUCAUGGCCUGAUGGAAUACUAACCACUCCCUCUCAUUGUAUUUUGCUUAUUGAAUUAUGCAAAUCUUUGGCUUCUUGAUCAAUGACUCUGUACUGACUUGUAUUCCGUAUGCUACCUUCUGUAGCAUAAUAAAAUGACAUCUUCCUUUAUUUGCAAUGCCUUAAAAGAUUUGUAUCUAUACAACAUUGCUGAAAGAACAUAUAGUAUGAUACAGAAUAGAAGACUAUUGACAGAUGGAUAGAGUGUAUUUUUAUAGACUGAUUUUUUUUUAUUUUAGCCUUUAAACAAGCAAUGAAUGGAGGACUUGGACACAUACUAAGAUGCAUAGGAACUGCUUUUAUUAGUGCCACCGAUAAUUGUGAUGUGUAUCAUGAGGUAAAGGUGUGUGUGUAUCAUUUUCUAUGUUAAAAUACACGGCUUUAUGUGGAUGGACAAUUAUACGUAAGCCAUUCAAAGGUUGUUCAAAAGGCCCUAUCAAAACUUUGCUUUGCUUUGAGCAUCCCAACCAGGCUGACAUUUUGAAAUUACAUCAACCAAUGGCAUGAAUAUGGGGCAGGACUAUUUGUUUGUGUUGAGGUGAUAAAUGACACACCUCACAUUUAAAGGUAUAGUUUAAAUGUGAAAUGAAAUUUCUCUCGUCAUUUACUCAACCUCAUGCCAUCCCAGAUGUGUAUGACUUUCUUCUCCAGAAUACAAAUUAUGAUUUUAAGAAGAAUAUUUCAGGUCAGUUGGUCCAUUCAAUGAAGGUCUAAAUAACACACAUAGCAAUCAGAUAAGUAAUCCAUAUGACUCCAGUGUUUCAAUCCAUAUCUUAUGAAGUGAUAUAAUAGGUGUGGGUGAGAAACAGACCAAUAUUUACGAAGUCCUUUUUUUGCUAGAAAUUCUUCCCCAUGCCCUGUAGGAGGCGAUAUGCUCAAAUUAUUUGAAUCACCAAAAACACAAGAAGAAGAAAGUUAAAGUUAAAGUGGAGAAUGACUGAGCAGGGAGGAAAAUUGAGAGUUAAAAAAUAAAGACUUAAAUAUUGAUCUGUUCCUCACCCACACCUGUGAUGAGAAAUGAUUAGAGAAUUUUCCUUUUUGGGUGAACAAUUCCUUUAAGUUGUUGGGCACACAGUGUGUGAUUUUUAUAUCAGUUCAGCGCCAAUGUUUCUACUGAUGUUUGCUGCAAUGCAAUUGUAUUUUAUAUUUUUUUCAUGUUCUUUGUAUGUUAAAGAGUAGUUAUAUAGCAAAGAAAACCCAGAGCAAUAGAAAAAGUAAGGAACUGGUAUGUUAGCAUAAGAGACAGGACUGUAAAAUCUCUGAACGGGUAGUUGAGGAACAUAUAGAAUGUUGACGUAAAAAUACAAUCAAACAUGUGUGAACAUGUGCAAAUUGAGGUGAAAUAAGGAUAUUCUUUCAAGAAUUCACAACUGUACACUUGCAGGCAUUUUUGUUUUAUUCUGUGAAAUGUGAAAUUGAAUAGCUAAACAAGGUAGAGUGGAGGCAGAAAAAUUAUGAAUGAUUAUAUCUAGACAUCUUGAAAGGCAGAACCUUCCUCUCUGAUUUCAUGGUUUUACCAAUCAAGGUAAAAUUAGGCAAGAUAAUUAUCACUUUUUCCAGGUGGAAAGGCUGCAAAGAAAACAGACAGAGAGAGUAGAGGUAUUGCAUUAGCAAUAGAUGUAAUAAUUGUCACAUCCUUUUAACAUGUAUUCCCUACACAGAUGUCACUGCCUUUCUCAGUAAACCACUGGCAUAUUGUGAUCACCAUAAUGAUCCCUUUUUCAAAUAAACCACCAGAUCAUCUGCUUAGGAACUUUUUUGAAUCAAUGGAUCAAUUCAACAGAGAAUGUUGUUAUUAUAAGUAUGUCAAUAAAUUCAAGCAAACAGAAACAAGCACCACAUACAUAUAUGUCUAAUUCAGAUAAUAGCCCACUCUCUUUAAAACUGAUUUACAAACAAAAUGAAACACUAUUUAAAAGGUAAUCAUAUGAAAUACUUUUUGACCUAAAACUGUGUAGUAAAAGUGCUACUUACCGAAAUACUGAAAAAUCACUGUAACAAUAAGACAUGCAGUACAGACAGCAGUGGAUUUGUGAAUCAGGCAUAAGAGGGGGAAAUGCAUCAGGGUGAAUAAUAAUGAAAAGAAGCAGAUUAAAGGACCGUUGGAAAGAAGGAUGAAUAGGAGGGAUUUGUGUCAUUAUAAAAGGAAUUGUGUGUGAGCAUGUGCUUUUUGCUGAUAUAGGUUAGCAGGACACCAUAAAAGACAAGGGAAGGUAGAGAGAGGGAGAGAAAAGAGUAUGAGAAGGAGAUGGACGAGAGAGAAAAGAAACUGUAUUUUGAAUUGUUUUGCAGCUACAGCAGCAACAAUAGCAAUAAAAGAAAUGAACAAAUAAAACAUGGCUAUUUUUUCUUGGUGCUCAAAAAGUUUGACACAUUUCAUUAGCUCAUUUCCUAUUCAAAAUUCCACAAAACAAAAGUAUCUUUUUUUAAAUAGGCACUAUCACUAAAUAAACACAGAUAUUCACCAGUUUUAAUUAUGGAAAGCAAAAUAACAAUACAUGUUGAUAUUUUUUAAAUUGCCAAAUGAUAUUACUGAGUGACAGCAAUAAGGGUACCCUCCAUAGAAGUAGUGAGAAUAAAGCAUACUAGCCAAAUCAUGACCAAUAGUGUUAGUUUUACUAUAAUUUCCCCCAAUUCAUCUUAUCAGUAUUCCUCUUUAUCAACAAUGUGGUAUUCUGGUCAUUAAUGUAUCUCAAAUUCUUGUUUGUCAAAAGGUUUAACCUUGUUUGUUCCCUUUUCUGUUGUUACCCCCAAAUUCUGGAACAGUCCCCAUUCACGUGUGGUCAGCUCCAUCUCUAGUUGUUUUUAAAUCUUCACUAAAAACAUAUUUUUACUGUUUAGAUUUUGCUCAAUUCAUUUUAUUACUUGUUUAUUUGUUUUUUUCUAUAUAUAUUUACAGUAUCUUUUUAAUUUUUGGAUUUAUUGGACUGUUUUGAUUAACUGCUGUUGUUUUUAAAUGUGCUUUAUAAAUUAAUUUUGACUUCGACUUGACCUCUAGCAGUUUAGUCCUCCAGAUCUGUCAAAUAGCUCAUUUAUUAACUCAAUGGGGAGAAUUGAAAAAAGCAAAGUGAUUUUAGACAUUCAUUGAAGAAUAUUUAAAUACAUAUCAAAUAUGCUUUUAAAUCCUCUAACACCAACUUUGACCAUAAUACUUCUACGCAAAACAGGAUCUUAGGACCAGGACCUAUAUACUAGAAAUCAAAUAUGAUCCCUUCACAAAAACUGGGUCCUGGCAGGCUGUGGGAAUCCCCCUCCACAUACCACAGAGAGCAGGGAAUCCUUUUCUACAGGAGGGAUACUCAUUUCACAAGGGGACACAUGAUAUUCCUCUUACUACAUCCUUGAGAGAAGGAGUAGAGGAGAAUGACUCUAAAGGACAAAUGCAUGAAAGAGAAGGAAACUCUUCAGUCCAAUCGAUAAAGCUCAUGUAAGCCUUUCUCUAUUACUGCAAUUCUGGGCCCCUGAGUGCUGCACUGAGCAUCCUUUCCACUCUCUCCCCCUUUUAAACUCUCACAAGACUAUCAAUACACAUAUUGUACCUGCUGUGAUGGGUGUAGAAUAACUUGGGUGAGAGGAAAAGAA